GCGGAUCUAUCAAAAGCAUAAUGGCAGAAAAAUGUUCCGAUUAUGAGCAUAAAAUGGAGGUCGGUAAGAAAGAAAAGAUGCAAGCGCUGUCUGCCUCCUGUCGAAAGUGUUUGGCUUUGUUUACCAAGAGCCUCGUUCCUGAAACUGUGGUGUCAAAAGCAAACGCAGCGGAAAUUCCAAAGUACUGAAGGCUACAGUGGAUCCUCCUUUGAAGCCCAGUUAUUACACUUCUCCAGAUUCCAGCAAAGACUGAAGUUCCAUCAUAUUCCGGAGGAAGAGGCUAUUGAAGUCGGAUUUCGCAGCCUCCAAACGGCGGCGAAUUUCGCCUUGCUACAAGAGUGCACCUCAUCUGUGAAGGGCGGAGUCCGAUGCACUGCAUCUGUCAUGCCAGACGAUGAUAACACAAACUCGUUUGGGAUGAAUUUGCCUAUAUCUUCCCGGGUUAUUUUAAUGACCAUGAUAUAUGGGUCUGCCGGGUUCGUCAACAAAACACAACUCCAUGCCCUCCUGCACUGCAGAACCACAUUCUUCAGAGCAAGGUUGCCAACUUGCGCUUCUUAUACACCAUACAUUUUCAUGUUCCCCUAUGAACAUGGUUCUGCUCUUCAUUCUCCCGACAAUCCAACCGGGAUAGCCUAUCUUUUAAUGGACAUGCUCUCGGGCCAUCUUCUCAGAUGGUGCAACACGGAUGCGGCGUAGAUAUGUCCUUGAAUGCUGGACUAAUGUCUCCAUUGACCUACAGCAACAUUAUUUUCAACGGUGUUGGCACUCGCUAAUGAUUGGACGAUCAGCUCCGAACUGCCACCGCAUACACGUUCUGUCCAGAAUCAUACAUUAAAGUUGUGAUACAAUG
Molecule: messenger RNA, 853 nt
Organism: Somion occarium
Lineage: Eukaryota; Fungi; Basidiomycota; Agaricomycetes; Polyporales; Cerrenaceae
Source: the annotation of a GenBank genome assembly